Aphanomyces astaci is the source of this 1384-nucleotide messenger RNA. Its product is annotated as AGC/PKA protein kinase. The transcript is spliced from 3 exons. NCBI's taxonomy places the organism in Eukaryota, Oomycota, Saprolegniomycetes, Saprolegniales, Verrucalvaceae. Gene Ontology annotation, molecular function: ATP binding; cAMP-dependent protein kinase activity. Gene Ontology annotation, cellular component: cAMP-dependent protein kinase complex. The record is from RefSeq and is a predicted model, not a curated record. Gene Ontology annotation, biological process: signal transduction; peptidyl-serine phosphorylation. Bases 100 to 1113 code for a protein of 337 amino acids.
CUUCGAGUGUUUGUGUUUCCACGAAUAUCGUUGUCAGAGGUCGCCACCAGCGCAGUGCAAAAACCUACACAAGAUAUAUCUUUGGCCGCUUGAACUCGGAUGGCGGAAGCAGCAGCAGGACCAGGGAUCCCAGUCAUUGCGAGACCGAGCAGCAAGCUACCCGGGCCGCUCGACAUCACACACUUUGACUUCGGAGUGACCCUUGGCACGGGCUCAUUCGGCCGCGUGCGGUUCGCCACGCACAAGGCGUCGGGGUCGUUCUGGGCGAUUAAGAUUUUAAAAAAGGCCGAGAUCAUUCGACUGCAGCAGGUGGAGCACAUGAUCUCGGAGAAGACGAUCUUAAUGUGUUUGGAUCAUCCGUUCAUUGUGAACCUCGCCGGCACGUUCCAAGACACGCGGUGCCUGUACAUGGUGCUCGAAUACGUGAUCGGCGGCGAAUUCUUCACGCAUUUGCGCAAAGCAGGGCGUUUCGACUUCAACACGACCAAGUUCUACUCGUCGCAAGUCGUGUCUAUCUUCGAGUACCUCCACAGCCAGGACUUCAUCUACCGCGACCUCAAGCCGGAGAACCUCUUGCUCGAUCACGAAGGGUUCAUCAAGAUCACGGACUUUGGGUUCGCCAAGCGCGUGGCGUUCAAGACGUACACGCUGUGCGGCACGCCCGAGUACAUUGCACCCGAAGUGCUUUUGAACAAGGGCCACGGCAAGGGCGUGGACUGGUGGACACUCGGCAUCCUCAUCUUUGAGAUGCUCGCGGGGCAGCCGCCGUUCUGCGACGACGACCCCAUGGGCAUCUACCAGCAGAUUCUGUCGGGCAAGAUCAACUUCCCGCGGUACUUUGACCGCAACGCCAAGGCGCUGAUCAAGCGACUGCUCACGGCGGACCUGACUAAGCGCUACGGAUGCCUCAAAAACGGCGUGGACGACAUCAAGAAGCACAAGUUCUUCUCCGGGUGCGACUGGGAAGCGAUCUUGGCGCGAAAGGGCACGGCGCCCAUCAUCCCCAAGGUCGUCACCCCCAACGACACGUCCAACUUUGACCCGUACCCGGACUCGAACGAAGAAGCGCCCGUGCCAGUGUACAACGGCAAGGACCCGUUUUGCGAGUUUUAACCACAAGUCACACAUGUCCACGGACAUACCCCCCCUUUCGUCGAUUAAUACAUGUAUAUAGCUCUAUAUUGCCGCGUAUGUUGGUUGAUGAUGCUGUUGGGCAUGUAUGCGCUUUCAAGCGACGGAAGUACGGGAGGAGAUGACAAGCAAUGAUGAUGAGAGUAGUGUGUGUCGCGAGUACAUUGGUGUGCCCCUUGUCAAGCGAGUACAGUACAUCAUUUCGGCACUCACGGCAGCGAAUUCUCUUGACGUCCGGGACCGAUAUGGCAUG